AUGUGCCACAAUAACAUGUCGGCCCCGCUGCCUGCCACUGUGCCCGCCGUCCGGAAGGCCACCGCCGCGAUGAUUUUCCUUCAUGGAUUGGGAGACACAGGGCAUGGGUGGGCAGAAGACUUGGCAGGUAUCAGAAGCGCCCACAUCAAAUACAUCUGCCCACACGCACCGGUUAUGCCUGUAACGUUAAAUAUGAACAUAGCCAUUCCUUCUUGGUUUGACAUUAUUGGUCUUUCACCAGAUUCACAGGAAGAUGAAACUGGAAUUAAACAGGCAGCAGAAAGUGUAAAAGCUUUGAUAGGGCAAGAGGUGAAGAAUAGCAUUCCUUCUAACAGAAUUUUUUUGGGAGGAUUUUCUCAGGGUUCUAUCAGUGGCGUGAAUAGAGACAUUUCUAUUCUUCAGUGCCAUGGAGAUUUGGAUCCUUUAGUUCCCCUAAUGUUUGGUUCUCUUACUGCUGAAAGGCUAAAAACAUUGGUAAAUCCACCCAAUGUAACCCUCAAAACCUACGGAGGCACGAUACACAGUUCAUGUCAACAGGAAAUGAUGGAUAUCAAGCAGUUCUUUGAUGAACUGCUAACUCCUAUUGAUUGA
This is a messenger RNA of Mesoplodon densirostris (Blainville's beaked whale), 591 nucleotides long. Its product is annotated as acyl-protein thioesterase 1-like. Gene Ontology annotation, molecular function: palmitoyl-(protein) hydrolase activity; carboxylic ester hydrolase activity. The transcript is spliced from 2 exons. Gene Ontology annotation, biological process: protein depalmitoylation. Gene Ontology annotation, cellular component: cytoplasm. Bases 1 to 591 code for a protein of 196 amino acids. The record is from RefSeq and is a predicted model, not a curated record. NCBI's taxonomy places the organism in Eukaryota, Metazoa, Chordata, Mammalia, Artiodactyla, Ziphiidae.